AUGGGUAGCGUCGAAAAUACUCCCGAAGUGAUUCCAACAGUGGACAUAAGCCCAUUCGUCGCAAACGCCGAGCAGGAGUCUCUGCGCAAAGUGGUGGAGGAGGUCAGACACGCGUGCACGACAUACGGCUUCUUCUAUCUCGUCGGCCACGGCUUGUCCCUCGAAGACCAGAACAAGGCGCUCGAAUGUGCCAAAUUAUUCUUUACUCUCCCGAUGGAGGAGAAGAUGGAGGUGUCGCUCAAGAAUUCCAUGGGAAAGUCGCACCGCGGAUACGAACCGCCAGGCAUCCAAACCCACAAGGAGGGCUUGCUGCCCGACACCAAGGAGGCUUUCAUCAUUGGCGCCGAAGUUGCUGCAGACGACCCCGAGGCCGGCACGUUCUCGACGGGGCCGAACCUGUGGCCCAAGUCCCUCCCAAAGGAGGAUUUUCAGAUGCCCAUCAUGGAGUACCAGAGCAAGAUGGUCGAACUGGUCAAGGUUCUUCUCAAGAUCCUUGCCCUUGGCCUACCCGAGGAAUGGAGCUGCCCCCCUGACGUUUUCGACGAGCUUGCCGUCAACCCGUCGAUCCCCAUGCGACUGCUUCACUACGCUCCCCAGAUGGUGAUGGAUGCGAGGCAAUUCGGAGUCGGCGACCAUACCGACUUUGGCUGCAUCGCCCUCCUCCUCCAGGAGCCCGCGCGUGAGGGCCUCCAGGUCUGGUACCCGCCGACGGAAAGCUGGAUCCCGGUUCCGGUCAAGGAAGGGUCAUAUGUCGUCAACAUCGGCGACAUGAUACAAAAGUACUCGGCCGGGUAUUACCGCAGCGCACGACACCGGGUCGUGAACAGCGCCGAGGAGCGCCGGUACAGCGUGCCCUUUUUUCUCAACGGCCAGCUGAAGCUGAAAGUCAAGGCGCUCGACGGAUCGGGCGUCGAGACUGUCGUCGGGGAGCAUAUCCGCCAAAGGUUGAUCGAAACCAUGGGUGAGAGCGGCAAGGCGCUGAAGUAG
This is a messenger RNA of Drechmeria coniospora, 987 nucleotides long. Its product is annotated as isopenicillin N synthetase. Gene Ontology annotation, molecular function: dioxygenase activity. The transcript is spliced from 3 exons. NCBI's taxonomy places the organism in Eukaryota, Fungi, Ascomycota, Sordariomycetes, Hypocreales, Ophiocordycipitaceae. Bases 1 to 987 code for a protein of 328 amino acids. The record is from RefSeq and is a predicted model, not a curated record.